Molecule: messenger RNA, 1072 nt
Organism: Equus quagga
Lineage: Eukaryota; Metazoa; Chordata; Mammalia; Perissodactyla; Equidae
Gene: C13H1orf105
Product: chromosome 13 C1orf105 homolog
Exons: 7
Coding region: 1-747 (248 amino acids)
Source: RefSeq, a predicted model, not a curated record
AUGGCGGCGGAGGAGGCCAGGAAACACUCGUUCCCACUCGGAACCCACCUGCCCGCGAGUUCCCAGGGUUGCGCAGCCGGGGAACGGCGGCCUCCCGCAUCCUUCCCCAUCCGGGGCGCCGGGGUCGCGACGGCGGCCGAGCACUUCCGGGUUUCCGUUCCAAAAUUUGGCAAGAUUCCUUCGUUUAGUGAGGCUAGCCUCAUCAACAAGCCAUUAGUGCUCAGCCUCCCCAAAAGAUCUCCUCAUUCCUCUGCCACCUUUCUGGUUUCAUCCAAGAAGGAUAUGAAUUUGCCAAUAAUGUUUCAAGUUCCAGAUGUCUUAUCUAAGGCUAGGAGGAACCAGGGUGACCCCAUGCUGAUCAGAAACAAGCAGCUGUGCUCCAUGUGUCGAGAAAUAAAAACGGUACAAUCAAGAGCUGUAAUAAUCCCAAGUGAUCUGAAACUAUCCUUUAAGAAUUUUAUGAAUCAAAGAAUGAUGAGCCUUCAUCCACCAAAAGCCCAGACAGUACGCAAACCUUCCCGUGGUGACAUCCCAACAGAGAGCGUUCACUACAGACUGCCCAUUCUGGGCCCCAGAACAGCUGUCUUUCACGGAAUGCUGUCAGAUGCCUACAAAACUCUGCAGGAGACACAUCUCUCUUCCUUAUCCGGAAAGGAACCAAUGGGCAAGACAAUGAGGCAGAGAGUGAUCAGAACUCAUAACCUUGCAGACUCAGAGAGAAAACAACCUCCCCAGGCCAGUUUCUGACACUAGUGCCUUCUCAUUAUUUCCUCCUAUCACCAAAAAGAUGACUCCAUUUUGCCUUCAUAAGAGUUGCUAGCCCUUGCCUCUAUCUUCUCACUUCUCACUUCGCUUCUCAUAAAGACAAAAUGGUUUAAUUUACAUCAUUAUAAAGACAUUGAUUAAAAUGGAGCAUUUGAGUGUCAGUCAUUUUGUUUUGUUAAAGAUUCUUAAUUAUGUUAUAAUAGAUAACAUCCUGCUGUUUCUAAGACAUGAAUUUUCUGUGAAGAUUAUUUCAGCUCUUCCCUCAGGGCAGGGGCCAGAGAUGACUCCAGGAGGUCCCUCAUGAAUU